UGUUCCCUCGCGUUCCCGGGGCUCCGGGGCCCGUGGACGCCGUGCGAGGCCCGGGCCGUGCCGGGGGAGCGGUCCCGGGCUGUUCCCGAGCCCCGCGCUCGCCGCCGGGGGAUCCCACGGGGAAGGGGCGGCAGCUCGGGGCUGAGUCCCGGUGACUUUGAUAGAUUCUUCCCUACCCGUGCUCGGUCGGGGGGAUUUUAGGGAAGGGGAGGACCGUGCCGGGCCACCGCCCACGAAAACAAAAGAGCCCGAAAGUCGCAGCCGGAGGUGCGGGAGCUGCCGGCGGGACGGGCGGGCCCGGGGGAUGCGGCGGGGCCCGGGGGAGCCGGGGUUUUGUUCCGCCCCUCCCCGCCACAGGAAAUCGGCCGGUUUAUUAGAACCGGUUUGCGCCGGUGGCUCGGGCUUCCCCCUCCCGCCGAGACCCGGGGCCUCCACUGGCGGCUGCGAGCACCGAAAGCUGCGAAAUUCCCCCCAAAACGCAGCCUGUCCGGGAGAAAACGGGUACAGGGGAUCCCAGACAUGGGGAGGGGGCUGGCAGGACCCUCCCAUCACCUGGGGAGGGGGAUUUGGGGGCACCAACCGGGGGUGCCCAGGGAGCGGAGCUGGGUCUGGGAAGGGAGGACUGGGGGGUGCCCAAACACCCCGGUGGUCCUGGAAACCCUCUGCCAGGAGAUSCUGGAGCUCAGCCCGGCCGCUGCUCCUCCAGCACAGGGGUGUCCUCCAGGUCCCUAUCCCAGGGGUGUCCCCAUCCCUGCAGCGUCUCCAUCCUGGCCCCUGUGGUUCUCCCAUUCCUGUGGCACCUCCAUCCCUGUCCCAGUGACAUCCCAUCCCUGCAAUGUCCCGGUGCUGUCCCAUCCCCGUGGCAUCCCAGUCUCAAUGGUGUUCUUGCAGCAUCUCCAUCCCAGUGGUGUCGCCAUCCCUGCAACAUCCCAGAGGUGUCCCCAUCUGUUUGGCACCUCCAUCAUGGUCCCAGUGACGUCCCUCUCCUUGCACCUCCAUCCCAGUGCCAGUGGCGUCCCCAUUCCUGGCUGCAGGUGUAUCCGUGUGUGUACUGUAAUCCAUGUGUCCAUGUGUGUCCUCGUGUGUCCCCGUGUGUCACACGUGUGUCCCGGCAGGUGCUUGUAGUGUCGCCGCCGGUGUCCCGACCCUGCCGCGGUGCUCGUGCUCAUUGCCACCACGCCAGGCUCCCUGUCCCCCACCCCCGGCCUCGGCAGGCUGUGACAGUGUUCCGGCUGCUCUCCGAGUAACGUGGUUACCAUGGAAACAAUAAAACGGCGGCGAUUCCAGGCUCCCGUUGGAAAUGUGGAAGUGCCGGAGCGGGAAGGCGGCGGUUCCUCGGGUCCUCACCCCGCUCCCGCCGCGCUCACGUGGCCUCGCUGGCUGUUCCCGGCCGGGUGGGAGGCGGUCAGCACCAGACUCAGGAUUUUCUGUAGAAAAAAAAGACAUGGGAUUUUGGAUGGAAAUGCCUUUUCCAUGGAACCAAUCCAAAAUUCCUUUUUUGUCUUUCCUGUGUGUGUGUAUAGCCACAGGUGGGGAUCUGGCUGACAUAGGGCGUUUGUCCCUGCUCAGAGGUGUCCCAGCAUGUUGGGGACACAGCUGGAGAUACACUGGGAUGAGGCAGAGGGGGCUGGGAUGCUCCUGGAGCUGGGGGUGGCACGGGGAGAUUUUCGAGUGCCCCGUGGAUGACACAUCCCAGGGAGCACCGGACACCCCCGCCCCAGACCCUGAAAUGUGACGCAGCUCCUGCGGAUCCCAUCCGUGCACAAGGGGACAUUCCCGGGGGUGUUCCCGCAGGGAGGAUCCGCCAGGGGCUGCUCCAAGAUGCACAGGACCACCCGGAUAAAGAUCACAGAGCUGAACCCCCACCUGAUGUGCGCCCUGUGCGGUGGCUACUUCAUCGAUGCCACCACCAUCGUGGAGUGUCUGCACUCCUUCUGCAAAACCUGCAUCGUUCACUACCUGGAGACCAACAAAUACUGCCCCAUGUGCGAUGCGCAGGUGCACAAAACCCGGCCCCUGCUCAGCAUCAGGUCAGACAAAACCCUCCAGGAUAUUGUGUACAAGCUGGUCCCGGGGCUUUUCAAAGAUGAGAUGAAGAGGAGCAGCUGUCUCUGCCUCAUUCCCGCAGUUCCCAACGGCUCCAGCGAGGACCGCGGGGAGGUGGCAGAGCAGGACAAGGGGACGCUGGCGGAGGACGGGAUCGUCAGCCUGUCCAUCGAGUUCCACGGCAGCUCCGGAGAGGACAAGAAAGGCGCCGUGGAGAACGGGGAYCUGGACAGGGACAAGAGCCCCGGGCUGCGGUUCCUGCGCUGCCCCGCGGCCAUGACCGUGAUGCACCUGGCCAAGUUCCUGCGCAACAAGAUGGAUGUGCCCAGCAAGUACAAGGUGGAGGUGCUGUACGAGGAUGAGCCCCUGAAGGAAUAUUACACCCUGAUGGACAUCGCCUACAUCUACCCCUGGAGGAGGAACGGUCCCCUGGCGCUCAAGUACCGUGUCCAGCCCGCCUGCAAACGCCUCAAGCUGUGCCCGGUGCUGCCAUCCGAGGGCACCAACACGAGCGGCGCCUCCGAGUGCGAGUCGGGCAGCGACAAAGCGCAGAGCCCCGCGGGAGCGGCCGCCCCCGGCCCGGCCCUGGGCAGCCCCGCCACCCCCGGGCACGGCCCCGCCACCCCCGGGCACGGCCCCGCCACCCCCGGGCACGGCCCCGCGCUCAACGGCGCCUCCUCGAACUGUCACCCGCUGCCACCCGGGGCCCGGGGCCGCAAAACGACUCUGAACGGCAGCGCGGGCUCCGCGCUGAGUUAAAAUCGCUGCCCGCACCGGGAUUUCCRCCGAGAUGUUCUUUACGGACCUCUAGAGAUAUCUACGUGUACAUAGGGUGAGAGAGAGAAGAGUUCUACGGACUUAUUUUCUAAUUUAAAAUGCAAAGAAGACACAGAAGUGGCGGUGGAUAUUUUUAAAUGGUUGGGGGAUUUGGGGUGGUUUUUGGGAGUUUGUGGGGUUUUUGUGAAGUUUCUUUUUGUUUCUGUUUUUUAUUUUUUAGGUAUUUUCCUUUUUUUGUUGUUGUUGUUGGUUGGUUGGUUUUUGUUUUGGUUUCUGGUUUGUUUUUUUGGGGGUUUUUUGGGUUGGUUUUGAGGUUUGGGUUUGACUUGUGGAAGCUGCAUGCCCCCACCCCCAGCCCCACUCCCCCACCCGGGGCUGGGAGGCUCCCGCAGGUGGUGCCGCAUUCCCGGCUUUCCCCGAGGCUUUUCCUGCUCCUCCCUCUCCGCCCGGAGCCAGACGGGGCCGUGGCCGCACAGGUGAGGGCCAAGCACAGGUAAGGGCCAAGCACAGAAGCC
Messenger RNA from Malurus melanocephalus (red-backed fairy wren), 3338 nucleotides. It is a transcript of the gene PCGF2, whose product is annotated as polycomb group ring finger 2. The record is from RefSeq and is a predicted model, not a curated record. Lineage: Eukaryota; Metazoa; Chordata; Aves; Passeriformes; Maluridae. Gene Ontology annotation, molecular function: promoter-specific chromatin binding. Bases 1822 to 2805 code for a protein of 327 amino acids. Gene Ontology annotation, biological process: negative regulation of transcription by RNA polymerase II. Gene Ontology annotation, cellular component: PRC1 complex. The transcript is spliced from 9 exons.